Messenger RNA from Aspergillus pseudotamarii, 1033 nucleotides. RefSeq lists its product as uncharacterized. NCBI's taxonomy places the organism in Eukaryota, Fungi, Ascomycota, Eurotiomycetes, Eurotiales, Aspergillaceae. The transcript has a single exon. The coding region runs from base 596 to 820 and encodes 74 amino acids. The record is from RefSeq and is a predicted model, not a curated record.
AACGAUCGUCUAGCUUUCUUAGGUGUGUAGGAGUCUGAGGAUGCGCUUCUGCAAUUCGCGAGAUGCACAGGGCUAACCGGCAAUUGCACUUUAGGACGACGGAUCGUUGAGUUACAGGCUUCUUUGGCCAUGGUGCAGAGCCCCGGAAGUGCGGCAUCCACUGCUACCCCCGAUGCGUUUGACCGUGUGCCCUUCACGCACCCGGCAUUGGAUGGCCUUGAGAACCUCACCCGUAACAAAAAAUUCUUGGUAGGCAAAGCGCAGAUUGCGGAGGUUGCGCAGAAGUAUGAGCUGCAGAAGGUCCUGAGAUGGAGUCCUCGGAAGGUAAGAUGAUGGAACAUCCUUCUUUUCUAUGGUUUUGCGGCAUACUGCUUUCACUGCAAAUGGCUAUACUGUAUCUUGCUAACAAUUACCGAUGCUCAGCCUAACAACCUUGCGAGCUCCGGAAUCGAGCUUGUCCUUGCCCACACGAUGUAUGCGAUUGUCGGUGCCAUUUCCCUGGAGAAAGGUGGUCUCGUUGCCAACAAGGUGACACGCGAGCGGAUAUUAGAACCUUUGGGAUUCAAGGCUUAAGUCGGGAUAUCAUUGUUGGGAAAUGGCCGCAGGAGCAUUUCGAGGCGUUAUCUCCUUUUCGCUUUCUUGUCUUUUUUUAUAUCUUGGAUGUUCUCUGUAUGUGUUGGGGGUUCUGGUCAUCCACCAUAUAUGUACUUUUACUACGACCAUGUCUUAUAUUGAUUUUCGAAUACCACCCGGAAGGAUCCUCUCCUCUGACGAGCCCUCUCUUGGGGAACGUGUUAAGAGAACGCACAAAACACUAUGAGAAUAGAAUUGUUUAUUAAUGAUAGGUAUGUUCGGUUCCUCUGACACCGCCCGAGUAACAGAGUAAAAUACGCGGCCAGCUCUUAUGGAACCCUCUUUACGAUGCAUAGUCUUCGCGCCGCUGUAUCGCAAGUCAGCAAUGAAAAACUGGGACCAUCGUACAGAAUGUACGACAACACCAGAAAUCACAGAACGUAAUUUGUACUGCCUUGCA